Messenger RNA from Lethenteron reissneri (Far Eastern brook lamprey), 2292 nucleotides. Its product is annotated as histone-lysine N-methyltransferase Suv4-20-like. Lineage: Eukaryota; Metazoa; Chordata; Hyperoartia; Petromyzontiformes; Petromyzontidae. The record is from RefSeq and is a predicted model, not a curated record.
GACCGCGACUCGAGGCGCCGAAGGCACGGCGCCCAUCUUAACUGCUGCGAGUCCGCCUUUGUCUCUCUUCACACAUAUACACAACGUGCACAAUACGCAUCCACAACACAUACACAACGUGCACAAUACGCAUCCACAACACAUAUACACAACGUGCACAAUACGCAUCCACAACACAUACACAACGUGCACAAUACGCAUCCACAACACAUAUACACAACAUACACAAUACGCAUCCACAACACAUAUACACAACAUACACAAUACGCAUCCACAACACAUAUACACAACGUGCACAAUACGUAUCCACAACACAUACAGCACAUACACCACGUAUGUUAAUACAGUAUAUACACAUACAGGCAGAUAUACUUGAGAUUCAAAUAUAUUACGCAUAGACGCACACACGAACAUAGACAGUGACAGCCUUGAACAGACUUGGGUCACGUGCUGAAAGCGAAUACCUAUUAAGGCACGCGAGGAGCUGGGUGAGCAGCUCUACGCCCGGCCGCCUUUGUCUCCCCAGUGCUGAUGUUCGCACAGCGCACCGGGUACUCAUUUGAAGCUGAGUCGACCUUGGGGAGGCUCAGGACCGGUUCAGUCAUUCGCACAAACGCGUACUGUACACGUACUCAAGAGACACACACGAAAAUCCCAUGCACGCACAUAGACAUAGACCCGCACGCACGCACACAGACACACGGAGAUCCACACAGACAUAGACACACACACAGACAGAGACACAGACACACGGAGAUCCACACAGACAUAGACACACACACAGACACACGGAGAUCCACACAGACAUAGACAGACACACAGACAUAGACAGACACACACACAGACACACGGAGAUCCACACAGACAUAGACACACACACAGACACACGGAGAUCCACACAGACAUAGACAGACACACAGACAUAGACAGACACACACACAGACACACGGAGAUCCACAUAGACAGACACACACACAGACACACGGAGAUCCACACAGACAGGACACGCACACAGACAGACACACAGACAUAGACCCGCACGCACACAGACAAGCACACGGAGAUCCACACAGACAUAGACACACAGACACACGGAGAUCCGCACAGACAGACACACACACAGACAGACACACGGAGAUCCACACAGACAGACACACACACACAGACACACGGAGAUCUACACACAGACACACACACACACAGACAGACACACGGAUAUCUACACACAGACAGACACAUACACACAGACACACGGAGAUCCAAAGACAGACACACAGACAGACACACGGAUAUCUACACACAUACACACAGACACACGGAGAUCCACAGACAUACACACAGACAGACACACGGAUAUCCACACACAGACAGACACACACAGACACACACACAGACAGACACACAGACAGAUACACAGACAGACACACACAUAGACAGAUACACAGACACACACAGACAGACACAGACACAGACAGACACACACACACAGACACACACACACGGGCACGCCGCGCACACGGCACUGCUGGAAGCAUCUGUUGAUUCAAUUCCCUCCUCACAACUCCCGCGACAAGACGGCUGAUCUCCCCCACCCCGCGAUGCCCCAGACGCUGAUGGAGUGUGGGCGGGCGUGAGGGGGGGGGGGCGUGAGGGGGAGCGCCGGACCCCCCCCCCCCCCCACAUUCUGCACAGUGACGCAGCCAGGGGUCGAACCGGGACCCAAGCAGCGGCAGGAGCAGCAGCAGGAGCAGCAGCAGCAGGAGCAGCAGCAUCAGCAGGAGCAGCAUCAGCAGCAGCAGGAGCAGCAGCAGGAGCAGCAGCAGCAGUAGGAGCAGCAGCAGAAGGAUGGACUUCUCAUUCAACGGCGCCUCGCACAUGCCUGUCAUGGCCGCCUCCUUCAUCGACUUCCCGGCUGGGACCGGCACCUUCGCCAACGAUGAGGAGGACGAGGAGGAGGACGAGGAGGAGCUGGCAGAGGUGACCACCGUCUCCAGCGCUCACCACCACCACCACCACGGCCACCACCACCACGGCCACCACCAGCAGCAGCAGCAGCAGCACGGCUCCGGCCCCAACACUGUCUCCGGUGCUGGGGCCGCUUCGACCUCCGGCUCGGGGCUGGCGCUGCUGAGCGGCCACCGCGGCGCCGAGGACCCCGCCGGCCCCGCCGGGGCAGGGGCCCGGCCCCAGCGAGGACGCCUCGACCGCGGCUCCGUGGGCCUCUGGGUGGCGCUCAUCGCCACUGCCGCCAACAUCCUCGUCAUCGCCAUCGUCUACGCCAGCACCUUCUGA